Austrofundulus limnaeus is the source of this 1393-nucleotide messenger RNA. RefSeq names its product transmembrane protein 253 (gene tmem253). The transcript is spliced from 7 exons. Bases 106 to 792 code for a protein of 228 amino acids. Lineage: Eukaryota; Metazoa; Chordata; Actinopteri; Cyprinodontiformes; Rivulidae. The record is from RefSeq and is a predicted model, not a curated record.
UGCAGCGCUUCACUACACUGCAGGUAUAGAAGCAAUGGUAUAAACUGCUGGAUGUCUCUUAUUCCUUUGUUUACUUUUUCAUUCGGCGUAAAAGUCCACGAAUAAAUGGAGACGACACAACAUCAAGGAAAGACGACGCAGAACAUGUUUCAGGAGGGGCUGUACCAAGUGUUUUUCAAGGAGACCCGUCCCCCCAACCCCACCAGCCCAGACUCCAGUAAUGGGGAGCUGAACAACGCCAGGAUUCACCGUUGGUUUGGGUCUGUGGUUAACACAAGACUUUUAGUUGCUGGGGUGGUUCAAGUCCUCAGUGCUUUGGCUUGCAUACUAACAACAGUAAGCCAUGCGUGUCUGAGGUACAACUACUCUGUCUCCAAGAUGACUCCAGUGUGGUCAAGCUUAUUUUAUGUGGCUGCUGGGUGUCUGGCCAUAGAGGUUCAGAGGAAAGCUAGCAGAUUAAAGAUCAUCAGUCUAAUGGUUCUGAACGUUUUCACGCUGUUGUUUGGCUUUUCUGCUCUGCUGGCCAACGCUCUUGUACCUGUGCCACCCGCAGCACUCAGAGCAUACCAGGAGUUUUCGUCUGCUCAGAGAACCGGCUCACAUAUCGUAAAUGCCACAUCCAUACUCUUCAACGUCCUGUGUCUCCUGGGCUCAAUCUACAUACUUUUCCUGUCGUGGCGAGGUCUGCGCCGCUACAGCUCCCCCCAGAUCCAGGCCUACUGUCAAGUCUCGCAGGAUCCUGAGGACACUAAUGGGCUUCUGCUGGAACAGGAAGUGAAUUGUGAAACCUAAUGACAUGAAAACUCUUUGGAUAACUCCCACUUACAUAUCAUCUGAAAACAAAACUACUACUGUUGACAGAGACACUAAGGACUAGUUGUGCAACCCUGAUAUAAAAAUGGAAGAAAUCUUAUCAUGCCUCUAGGACAGAAGACUCUGCAUCACUAUUUCCCAAGAAUCACAAAUUCCCAAAGGGCAACAAGAAGCCACAGCAAGAACAGCUUGCAAACAAACAACCUAAAGCCACAAUAACCAUGAAAGCUUCAUUCUUAAAAUAAAAUUGACAAGUUUAUGAUAUCAAAUGUCAGAAAAUCUUGAUGGUGUAAUGGUUGAUUUAUUUUAUUUUAUUUUUUGGAAAAUGUUUCACAUUAUUUGCUUUCCUUUUCAUUUCCUUAGAUGUUGCUUUUAAUGGACACUAGAGGGCAGCAUUGUCAAACCUUGUUCAAGACGUAGUAGUUUUGUUCUUAAAUCAAAUCCCUCUGUUUAAAGCUGGACUUCAUUCUAAUUUAUUGAGGAGGUGGAACUUUUAUGACUUGACGAGUAUGAUAUAUAUACUAUAUUUUAUAUCUGUAAUCUAAAUGUCAUUGAGUGUAAAUAAAACCUUAGAAAUGAA